GGCGGAAGUGGUGUCACAGGAGCGGCGCGAGCUGUCCGGAUGUAGCUGACGUCACUCGGCAUUUGGUGUAAACAUGGCGUCCGUGACAACAGCCACCUCCGAGUGGAUUCAGUUCUUUAAAGAUGCUGGGAUCCCAGCUGGUCUCGCAGUCACUUAUGCAGUCUCCUUUGUGGACAACAGAAUUCACAAGAACAUGCUGAUGGACCUCAGCAAAGACAUCAUGAUGGACCUCGGCAUUACAGUCAUUGGAGACAUCAUUUCCAUUCUUAAACAUGCUAAGCAGGUCUACAGGCAGGACAUGUGCAAAAUGGCCACUGAAGCCAUCUCCUCCGGACAGACCAGUGUGAAAGCUGAGCUCAGAAGAACCGCCAAUACUCGUAAAUCGGCCACUCGUAUGAUUGCCAACGCUUUGAGCCACGACUCCCCGCCGACAACUCCAGCCCGCCGGCCAGACAACCGUCUCUCAGUCACAGUGUCCAACGUGCAACCAAACAAGAGCAGCAAAGCAGUUAUAAGUCAGCCAGCUGAAGAGGGGAACAGUUUGCCAGCAGCGAAGCACCGACGAGUGACAGCUGAGAUGGAAGGCAAGUACAUCAUCAACAUGCCCAAAGGCUCCACGCCUCGUACGCGCCGCAUCCUGGCCCAGCAGGCCAAGAAAGGAUUGAAACGCACAUCCGUGUUUGCAAGACUUGGAGCUGAAUCAAAGGCGGACACAACAACAAGCAACAACAAGCCCACCGGUGUGUUCAGUCGUCUUGGCCGAGGGGACGAAGAGGAAGACAAGCCGCAGCCAGACAAAAUGUCCACAGACAUCGACGUAGACGACGAGGACGACAGCGAUGGAGAAGGCUCCGUCCUCCAGUAUGCCGGCGUCCUCAAGGGUACCCCUUCCUUCCAGAAGAAGGAGCCCACUACCAAACCGCCGCCAACCACCCUGCGGCGCCUGGGAGGCAAAUUCAAACUACCUCCAUCUGACACUCCCACCUCCUCCUCUUCCCCCAACGGACCCCCCAGUGCUAAGGUGAGUGUGCUUAAAAGACUUGGCAAGCUCCCUGCCACACACCUCAGCGCCGCUGUGUCCCCCACACCUGCUGACACGCAGGACAACAGGGUGACCAGCACCAGGCCCAAAGCCCAAGAGAGACUCACCUUAGCGAGCUCCAAGGUCAGCAGCAGCACCGGGGCUGGGGGAGGGGCAGACGGAGGCGCAGGAGACUCUCUGGGUGCCCAGAUGGACAUCGGAGCUGUCAGUGUGUUUAAGAGGCUGGGCAACAAGAAAACCUAACACGUGAAGCCCUACCAAAUGAAUUCGUAUCACUCCCUCUUCUGCACUGGCGUCAUGCGAGACUGCAGAUUGGAGGUUUUGUCGUGUGGAUGAUCAGUUUUAAUGCUGCUUUUUGGCUUUAGGGUUACUCUUAGAUAAAUAUACCAUUUUUUAAUUACAUUUCAAUCAAGCUGCCACAGCAAAACCAACUUUGUUAAGGGUUUAUGUUUUUAAUAAGAGGACUCAAAGUUCUCAGUCAUAUCUGCCAUUUAUAUUUUUUUAAAAGACUGAGGUAAAUGUUUGCACGCUUAAGGCAUGGUAUUGACAUUAACCGAGCCGCCAUAAUUUUACCCGUCAACUCCUCAUGUAAAGGUGCUGCUUCCUAAACUUUCCUUUUUCAGAGUCCCGCCGAAUGGGAGGAGUUGAAUAGAUUAAAAUCUUUUCCCAA
Molecule: messenger RNA, 1712 nt
Organism: Pungitius pungitius (ninespine stickleback)
Lineage: Eukaryota; Metazoa; Chordata; Actinopteri; Perciformes; Gasterosteidae
Gene: c3h19orf47
Product: chromosome 3 C19orf47 homolog
Exons: 8
Coding region: 74-1285 (403 amino acids)
Cellular component (GO): nucleus
Source: RefSeq, a predicted model, not a curated record